This is a messenger RNA of Bufo bufo (common toad), 2161 nucleotides long. It is a transcript of the gene HAUS7, whose product is annotated as HAUS augmin like complex subunit 7. Gene Ontology annotation, cellular component: HAUS complex. Gene Ontology annotation, molecular function: microtubule minus-end binding. Gene Ontology annotation, biological process: centrosome cycle; spindle assembly. The transcript has 10 exons. NCBI's taxonomy places the organism in Eukaryota, Metazoa, Chordata, Amphibia, Anura, Bufonidae. The record is from RefSeq and is a predicted model, not a curated record. The coding region runs from base 47 to 1090 and encodes 347 amino acids.
GCGGAGCGCUGUAGCCAAUCAGAGGCCGAGGCGGGGAGCGGUGAAAAUGGCGGGUGGUGUGGAGGUGCAGGAGGCGACUGAGGUGUUUGCGCGGUUAAAGAAGUUGUCUUGUCCGUCUCUUGAGGGAGUUUAUGUGACUGAGCCCCGGGGUAUUCAUCAGCUCUUGUGCACGCCGUCUGCUCAUCGCCUGGACAUCCUGGAAUGGAUAUGCGCCAGAGCGUACCCCCCUCUACAGGAGCACUUCUCGACUUUGAAGGAAUCUCAGGCAGAAGUAAAAGUGAAAGAGAUGGCAAAACUUGGCUUUGAUCUGAUGUUGUGUCAUCCAGAAGACGUGGACCUCAUAAAGGGGAAUGUUAGUCCAAGCAGACAGCUGUCAUUCAUGAGACAGUUACUGGACAUUAUUCAGACUUGUGAGGAGUUCUCCAACAGUUCUGAGCUGCCGCCCUUGGCUCCGGGCAGCCGUGAUAAGAACUUCAUUACCUAUGCCCGUGAGAACGAGGAGCUUCUAAAGGAACUAUUCUCAAGUCCACACUUCCAAGCAACCCUAGCUCCAGAGUGCAAUCCCUGGCCUGCGGACUUGAAACCUCUUUUAGUCCCAGAGGAAAUUCAGAAAAGGACACUUCCCUGCAGCAAGGACAACGCCAUCGGUGACCACAUCAAAGAGUUACAGAAACUCUCGUUAAAUCUUGAAGAUCUUAAACAAGAGUGCACAUUCCUCGGCAGUUCUGCUCCUGGUGAGGAAACUGUAAUUCAGAAGCUUAGGCUGGCCCUGACAGACUUCCAUCAACUCAUCGCAGCUUUCACUCAGGUGUAUGAGAAUGAUUUUCAAGAACACUGCGGACACCCGGCCCCUCAAAUGAGCCCGGCAGGCCCGCUCUUCCAGUCAGUACACCAGCUGUUGACCAGAUGCUGCAAGGAUCUAGAGGCUAUUGCCCAAUUUACAGAGACUUCCAGUACGAUAGACAAAGUGGUGAUGAAAAGACAACAAGCUAAAGAGUGCUGGGGAGGAGGCAGCAUGGCCACGUUGUGUGAGAAAAUCAAGGAACUAAAGCAAAACUAUGAGUUGUUCCAGAGCUCACUCCAAGACUAAGAAAACAAGAGACGGGGGAGCGCUCAUUAUGACAAGAGUCUAAGCUUGGAGUGGCAUCACCACGUGAAAUCCAGUUUCAGGCAUAGAAGUCUUGAUGAACUUGAAAUACUGCCUGCUGUGGCCACUCCACCUGCCUCCGUAGAGGAAACCAUUUUGUACAGUGACAAAUUUAUUUAUGUAUGACAUGUUAAGUGUAAAUUUGAAAGGGGGUCUGUCAGCAGUUUUGACUAUGCUAAACUGCUGACAGCGCUAGGUACAGUAUGGGGAGUAAACAUGCCUUUUGUGAAGCUGGAAUAUGAAGCUUUGUUCUGCCGCUUCAAGUGCCCAGGAGGUAAAGCUUAACUGUGAAGUGAUCUGGGCAAGGAGGCGCCUCUCCUCUGGUCUGAGUGAAAGAUAUGCAUCCAGCCAGGAGAGGGCUACAGUGAUGCUCCGCCUCCUGGGCACUUGCAGGAGCAGAAUCUAGCAGAAUAAAACUUCAUAUUCACCCUACUCUUGAUGGCAAAAGCUUUACAAAAGGUAUGUUUGUACUGCCCUUGCUGGCAGCUGCCUAGCACUGUUAGCAGUUCAGCAUGGUCAAAACUGAUGGCAGACUCUCUUUAACAACUUAGUUACUCCUGUACUAUACAUUACAAUGAAGACUCUCAUUGAUUCAGUCUAGUUAUGCUUUACAUAUAAUGUUCAAUAACUUGUGCAGGGAAGAGAAAUAGAUGUGCCUCCCCCGACUUUCCCUAUUUAUGAGCUAUGGGCAACAAUAAUCCAGGCUUUUGUUUCGUGUGGCCAGCAGUCUGAGUCUCUGCACUAUAUGCUUUCUAUGCAUAGUUAAAGGGGUUAUCUGGGAAAAGACAUUGAUGACCUAUCCUCAGGAUAGGUCAUUUAAUAUCAAAUCAGCGAGGGUCCAACUCCCGGGACCCCUGCCGAUCAGCUGUUAGAAGAAGCCGGGCACUCCGUAAGCGCCAUGGCCUCUUCCCAUGCCGGUGAUGUCACUGUACAUCGGUCACGUGGCCUAGUUGCAGCUCAGCCCCAUUCAACUCAAUGGGGCUAAGCUGCAAUACCAAGCACAGCCACUAUAUG